AUGUAUCCAUACAACGGCCAACAGCAGUUUGGUGGUGGAUAUCCGCAAUCCACCGGUUACAAUAACUGGGCCAAUACCCAGCAACAACCUGGAUCGGGUCAGCAACAGCAGUUCAUGCAGCCGUCUUUGCAGUCCCAACAAACCGGAUAUGGAUUUCAGCCCCAAGCUACUGGAUGGAAUCAACAAACUCCACAGUGGAACGGCCAGUUCCAGCAACAGCAGCAGCAGCAGCAGCAGUCCGGGCAGCAAGGAUUCCAGCAAGGAUUCCAACGUCCUGACUACCAGACCAGUUACCAAACGGGAUACCAGAACGGAGUCCAGCCAAUUGCCACUCAGCAGACCGGAUAUCAACCUUCCAUGAUUUCCCAGCAGACUGGAUUUCAGCCUCUUUCUAACCAACAGACAGGAUUCCAGGCAUUGGGUGCACAAAAAACCGGAUUCCAACCACAGACUUCUUUUGGAACCGGUGCUGGCGCACAAUCGAGCUGGCAGCCACAACCUGCUCAACAGCCACUGCAAGCUCAGCCAACAGGUUUCACUUCUUCUUUGAUGACCACCUCUGGCCAAGAAAAUAAGGACAUCAAAAUCCCAAGCAUAAGGCUUUCAUUCAUCACCGCAAGAGAUCAGGAAAGAUUUGAGCAUGCGUUUAGAAUGCACGUUCCCCAGGGAGAGAAUUCCAUCGAUGGCCAAACGGCUAAGCAGCUGAUGAUGAAGUCCGGUCUCAAUGCCACCAAGUUGGCCGAUAUCUGGGCUCUCUCUGAUCUGUCUCGGUCUGGAAGGUUGUUGUUCCCGGAAUUUGCUCUAGCCCUGCAUCUGUGUAACAUCGCUGCCAAGGGUCAGCCUAUUCCUUACGAGCUGCCUUUGAAAAUGAAAAAUGAGGUCAGCAGCUUUGUGGACGCAAUUAGCAUGGCAGUUCCAGACACCCAAAGCACACAGGCUCCAAGCCAAGGACUCUUUAGCCAGCCUACGGGCUUCCAAAACUUCUCGCAACUUCAAAGCCAGGCCACUGGUUUCGGCGGCGCCCAAAAUGGUUUCCAGUCUCAACCACCACCUUCCACAUUUGGUAUGCAGCCACAGCAAACUGGAAUCCAACCCCAGCAUACUGGGUUUGGCGGUCUGCAACCACAACGUACUGGUUUUGGAUUACAGCCGCAACAGACUAGCUUUGGCCUUCAACCACAGCAGACUGGUUUCAACUUACAGUCACAGCAAACUGGCUUCAACCUACAGUCACAGCAAACUGGACUACAACCACAAAGAACUGGAGCCGGCUUACAACCCCAAAAGACUGGAACUUUCAUCCCAUUGACUGCACAGCAGACCAGUGGACUGGUUCCUGUGUCUGCUCAGAAAACUGGUGGAUUGGUCCCUCAGCAGACAGGACUGACAGCACAGCGGACAGGAGGGCUCGUUCCGCAGCAGACUGGCUUAGCUCCACAAAGAACAGGUCUUGCUCCGCAACAAACAGGUCUAUAUCAACAACAGACAGGACUUCUGCCGCAACAGACCGGUUUGGCACCUCAACAGACCAGUUUGCUUCCUCAGCAGACGGGGCUGAUGCCGCAACCUACAGGAUUGACUGCCAUGCCAACUGGAAAACCUGGGCAAUGGGGAUUUGUUUCCGCCCCUACUGGUGGGCUUCCUGGUUUGGACAUGAUGCAAUCUCACUUUAUGCCAAACGCUUCUUCUCAAACGCAUCAGCUUACAAAUGUCAUGGGAGGAUCUACAGCCUCGAAUGUUACCUGGGCAAUCAGUAAGCAGGAGAAAUUGAUCUACGACAACAUUUUCAAGAAAUGGGACUCUUCUCGGAAAGGUUACGUUGAAGGUAGCACUGCAAUUGAUGUGUUUGGUAAGUCUGGUUUGAACAGACAAGAACUUGAAAAGAUCUGGACUUUGGCAGAUACAGGAAACCGUGGUAAGCUGAACAAGGACGAGUUUGCCGUGGCUAUGCAUUUGAUUUACAGACGUCUGAAUGGUUUCGAUAUUCCAAAUGUUCUUCCUCCUGAGCUUGUUCCUCCUUCUUCCAAAUUGUUGUUGGAGAGCAUGAAUGACAUCAAGGGCAAGCUUAUGAAUGAUGCUGGAAGACUAAAGCCUAUUUCCUCAACCAAAUCCUUUGACGGAUCUAGAUACAAAAAUAAUGACGAGGCUAUUGGAUACGUCAGCAAUGCUAGACAUAGAAGCUCGAAGAAGAAGGUCGAGGAGAAGGACAACAGUCAGCUGAAUGUGCAGGAGCUUAAAAAGAAGAUUCACGAGAAGAAGAUCCUGCUCGAGGCCAUUGAUGCUGCCGAUGAAGAUAUCUCCGCUGAUCACGGUAAGCAGCAGGCUCUCAACGAGAUUCAAAUUCUGAAGAUGAAGAUCAAGGACGCACAGGAUAAAUUGAAUGCAUCUGGUUCAGAUUUGGGAUCCAGCCUGCGCGAGAAGCAAAGACUAACGGGUGAUUUGAACAAGCUUACCGACAAGGUUCCCAAACUAGUUUCAGAGCUUGGAUCGAUUGACGACCAAAUUCAAGGUGCCAAGAUUGAAAUUGCAAGACUCAAGAUCCAAAAGGAAAACCCAUCUGGAAUCCAGAUCAAGGGUUCUGGUCGUAACGGUGAGAUCACUGAAGCCGACAAGCGUAUUGCCAAACAGAAGGCUGCUCUUCAAGCAAAGAUGGCUGCUCUCACUGGAAAGCCUGCUCCUAACCUUGACCAAUUUGAGGCUAAUGAAGCCAAGUUGUCUCAAGACAUCUCGCGUAUUUCGAGCGAGACUCAGCAGCAAAAGUCGAUCAUCCAGGACAUUGCUAGUUCCAUCAAUGAACUGGUGAGAGACAUUUCGGACUCUCUUAAAUUGACCAAUUCGUCGCAAGUUGGGUACUCCAAGUGGGAGCUUGGAAAUGACGUCCAAACUGAUGAGGUUAAGCAGUUCAUCAAGGAUCUCAACUCUUCAAAGCCAGCAGUUGCUCCAUCUAGCUCUUCUUCUUGCAGUUCCCAGCCUAGAGCAGUCAAUCAUGCUGGUUCUGCUUCUCCUUCUCCUGCCCCUGUCAAUUCUGCUCCUAAACCAGGAAGCACUGAAGAUCGCGCUCAGAGAAUCAAGGAACAAGCCAGAAGAAGAAUGGACGAGAAGCUCGCGAAACUCGGAAUCAAGAGACCUUCCACUCAAGCUCCGUCUCCUGGUCCGUCAGAAGAGGCUCCAAAGAGUGUUUCUGCGGUUGCGUCUCCAACACCGGUGUCUCAACCGGCACCUGUGCAGACUCUUCCUGUGGCAUCCUCUGCGCCAGAAACUCUUCCAAAAAGAGCACCAAACCCCCCAGCUCCACGUCAGGCCUCGCUAACUAAAGCUAUCGAAGCAAACUCUUCUGAUGACGACGAUGACGAGGAAGAGGAGCUCAAGCGUAUGAUUGCCGAGAAGAAGGCUCUGGAGGCAAAGGAGCGCGAGAGAAAACAAAAGAAAAAGCAAGACAAGGAGGCUCGCCUUGCCAAACUUAGAGCUGAGAUGGAAGAACUCAAGAAGAAGGAGGCUCAAGAAAACGAUUCUAGUGAAGACGACAACGAUGCGUUCGUCGAUGCUCACACAGAACAGGGAUCUACGGUGCCUCCUCCUGCACCUGUUGUGAGUACUCCUUCUGCUUCGAGCGAAUCUGUGGCAACGAGAAGUGUCAACGAUCCACAUAGCAACAAUCCGUUUGCCAAGAUGGCCAAUAACUCGUCUCAGCAGAGCAUACCCAAGAACACUAACCCAUUCUUCAAGCCUGAACAGCCCACACAGCCUACCUAUGAUGCUGGCCGUUUGAAGGCGCAAAGAGAUGCCCAGAGAGGCAAGAGCGCAAGCGAUGACGGCUGGUCUGACUCGGAGAAUGACGAUGACGACGACGAGAUGCCUGCAGCUUCUAAGCAGGCCGAGUUGGCAUCGAUGCUCUUUGGAGGUGGCGGUGUCAAGUCUUCCACGUCCAGUGUGAGCGAGUACGCCACACCGCAACCUGAAGAGCCACCAGCACCUCCUGCUGUUUCUGAAACCAAGGAGGUUUCUCCACCUGUGACUGCUGUUGCCGAGCCCGACUCUGCUCCUGAGACCGCCACCAGUCCUGAGGUUCCUGAGGUUCCUGCUAUUCCAGCAGCUCCGCCUAUCCCUGCUGCACCACCCGUGCCACAGGCUCCGGCAGCCGAGGUUCCUGAGAUUCCAAAGUCAGAGCCUGAGGUUGACGGAGGCGUGCCUCCAGCGGCUCCUCCUCCACCUCCCCCAAUUCCAACAUCAGGGUCGGUCGCUGUGGACUCGCCUGCUGCUGCUCCACCUCCUCCCCCAAUUCCUGGGGCUCCACCUGCUCCUCCACUUGCUUCUGCACCAGCAGUGCCUGCCCCACCUCCACCGGUCCCUGCUGAGGCACCGCCAGUGCCAGCUUCUCCAGCACCUGCCGCCAACGGCGCCCUUGGUAUGGGCUCCAUCAGCUCGCUGCUUGGCGAGAUCACCUUGGGAAAGUCGUUACGGAAAGUUGACGAUAGCGCCAAACACAUUGUGGAAGGCGGUCAAGUUGGAAAAGUUCUAGAUUAA
Ogataea philodendri is the source of this 4524-nucleotide messenger RNA. RefSeq lists its product as uncharacterized. Gene Ontology annotation, molecular function: protein binding; calcium ion binding. The record is from RefSeq and is a predicted model, not a curated record. The transcript has a single exon. Gene Ontology annotation, biological process: endocytosis; actin cortical patch assembly; endosomal transport. Gene Ontology annotation, cellular component: cytoplasm; actin cortical patch; plasma membrane. Bases 1 to 4524 code for a protein of 1507 amino acids. Lineage: Eukaryota; Fungi; Ascomycota; Pichiomycetes; Pichiales; Pichiaceae.